This is a messenger RNA of Zasmidium cellare ATCC 36951, 465 nucleotides long. RefSeq lists its product as uncharacterized. Lineage: Eukaryota; Fungi; Ascomycota; Dothideomycetes; Mycosphaerellales; Mycosphaerellaceae. Bases 1 to 465 code for a protein of 154 amino acids. The transcript is spliced from 3 exons. The record is from RefSeq and is a predicted model, not a curated record.
AUGCAACAGAACCCGCAAGGAUGUGUUCCUGAGCAUAGUGGGCCUGCAAAACGCCAGAUGCCUGACGAAGCCGCGCCACGCCUCCUCGCACCUGCAGGCUGGACCGUCCUCCCGAGUGAAAAGUCCUCUACAAAAGCCUUUGACAGCCGCGAUGCUGUGUCCCGGUUCUCAGAGAUAUCUGACGAGGAUGCGGACGCCGUCGAGGAAGGUAGCGGUGAAGAGGAGGAACUUGUAGGUUGGGGAGCGCUCCUCGAGCAUGAAGUCUUUGAGGUUGGCGUUUUUGAUGGCCCUUUUGAGGGCGGUUUCUUGGCAGGGGUUAUUGUUGUGGUGAGGGGUCUUUUAUUCGGUUCGUUGCUUGGAUGGGGUAAGAUGCUCUGCUUAAUCAAGCGGCGCACGUGUUUUAGCAACUGUGUUAGAGUGAACCACGCGCUUGCCAAGAUUCAUGUGUUUGCCUCCCGCUUCUGA